This is a messenger RNA of Ostreobium quekettii, 1341 nucleotides long. Lineage: Eukaryota; Viridiplantae; Chlorophyta; Ulvophyceae; Bryopsidales; Ostreobiaceae. The record is from the annotation of a GenBank genome assembly.
AUGGGGCAGAACAACAGCGUGCCCAACCAGGGAUCCAGCCAGGGCGGCGGCGAGUCCAAGAAGAACCAGGACAAGAAGAAGAAAUGGGAGCCGCCAAAUCCACCCCCUCGGGUGGGGCGCAAGCAGCGAAAGAGGGACAGGGUCACAGGCCUCGGGCCCAAGCUCCCAGUGGUGACCCCCAACGCAAAGUGCAAGCUGCGACUGCUGAAACUGGAGCGCAUUAAGGACUUCCUUCUCAUGGAGGAGGAAUUUGUGGCAAAUCAGGAGCGCCUGAAGCCACAGGACAACAAGGGAGAUGAAGAUCACUCCAAGGUGGACGAUCUUCGCGGCUCACCUGUGAGUGUGGGAACUCUGGAGGAGAUAAUCGAUGAAAACCAUGGCAUCGUCUCAUCGUCAGUGGGCCCAGAGUACUAUGUUGCCAUUCUGUCAUUUGUCGACAAACAACAACUGGAGCCUGGCUGCUCUGUGCUGAUGCACAACAAGGCACUUUCUGUUGUUGGCAUCUUACAAGAUGAAACAGAUCCAAUGGUCUCCGUGAUGAAGGUAGACAAGGCUCCGCUGGAAUCGUACGCAGAUGUUGGAGGUCUGGAAUCGCAGAUACAGGAGAUCAAGGAGGCUGUGGAGCUUCCACUUACCCAUCCUGAGCUGUAUGAAGACAUAGGGAUAAAGCCACCUAAGGGCGUCAUAUUGUAUGGGGCCCCUGGCACCGGCAAGACUCUUCUGGGCAAGGCAGUUGCGAAUUCCACUUCAGCGACUUUCUUGAGGGUCGUUGGAUCGGAGCUCAUACAAAAGUACUUGGGCGACGGACCCAAGCUCGUCCGGGAACUGUUCAGGGUGGCCGACGAAAUGGCGCCAGCAAUUGUAUUUAUAGACGAGAUCGACGCCAUCGGCACAAAGCGUUACGAUUCCCAGUCGGGCGGCGAGCGCGAGAUCCAGCGGACCAUGCUGGAGCUGCUGAACCAGAUGGACGGCUUCGACGCCAUGGGCGACGUCAAGGUCAUCAUGGCCACCAACCGCAUCGACUCCCUGGACCCCGCGCUCAUCCGUCCCGGCCGUAUCGACCGCAAGAUCGAGUUCCCUUUGCCCGACCCCAAGACCAAGCGCCGCAUCUUCACCAUCCACACCUCGAAGAUGACGCUUGGGGAGGACGUGGACCUCGAAGAGUUUGUGAUGGCAAAGGACGAGCUGAGUGGCGCGGACAUCAAGGCAGUGUGCACCGAGGCGGGCCUGCUGGCGUUGCGGGAGCGCCGCAUGCGCGUCACGCACGCCGACUUCCAGAAGGCCAAGGACAAGGUGCUGUACAAGAAGAAGGAGGGGGUGCCGGAGGGGCUGUACAUGUAG